AUGAAAAUCUAUGUUGACGGAGGGUGCCGAGAAAAUGGGACACCAGGAGCCUACGGUGCAGCCGCCGUGGUGGUAAAGUCAAGGACCGGUGCAGUAAUCAAUUCCUACGGGGACUUUAUACCGCAGGAUUCGCGUCCAACAAACCAGCGGGCCGAGCUGAUGGCUAUCAUCCGGGGCCUAGUUAUGGCCAUCAACAGGAACUCCGAUCUGCAGAAUCGCCCCUCCAUAGACAUCAAAAUACACUCCGAUUCCAGAUACGCGGCGGUUAAUUGCAUGACCGACUGGAAACACGUAUGGCUUGGGAACGGAUGGCGCACUUCUGAAGGGUUACCCGUGUUGAAUCAGGACCUCACCAGACAAGCUCAUCAGCUCAUCAGGUCGACACCAAACUUCGAAGCUUCGGGGAGGUGA
Pseudogymnoascus destructans is the source of this 411-nucleotide messenger RNA. RefSeq lists its product as uncharacterized. Lineage: Eukaryota; Fungi; Ascomycota; Leotiomycetes; Thelebolales; Thelebolaceae. Gene Ontology annotation, biological process: DNA replication, removal of RNA primer. The coding region runs from base 1 to 411 and encodes 136 amino acids. Gene Ontology annotation, molecular function: nucleic acid binding; RNA-DNA hybrid ribonuclease activity. The transcript has a single exon. The record is from RefSeq and is a predicted model, not a curated record.